This is a messenger RNA of Rhea pennata, 1700 nucleotides long. RefSeq names its product membrane associated ring-CH-type finger 10 (gene MARCHF10). The record is from RefSeq and is a predicted model, not a curated record. The transcript is spliced from 5 exons. Lineage: Eukaryota; Metazoa; Chordata; Aves; Rheiformes; Rheidae. Gene Ontology annotation, molecular function: zinc ion binding. Bases 148 to 1206 code for a protein of 352 amino acids.
ACUAAUUCGUCUGUUCCAAAGAGGCACAGUAAUACUAGUUCCACUGAUAGGGCUGGUGCCUGCAAAUAUUGCAGAGAAUGGCAUUCUGAUGAACACAAUCAGAAGCAUUAUGGUGGCUCCGUUACUUUGUCCACAUCCACAUUUCCCAUGCCUUUACCACAUUCCGCACUUAACAGUCAAGGAUCCUUAUCUCAGUCUGCACAGAGACCUGAGUCCUCAACAAAUAGGAGCUCAGCAACAGUUUCUUCACAAACACUGAAUUUGGAUGGUAGUUCAAAAUUCAGUACACAUACACCCUUGUGUCUGUUACACAGCAGAGGCUCUCUUUCUACUCCAGGAAGUUCUGGUUUUUCACCACCUCUUUGCAGUAUACCUGAAGACAGCAGCUUACUGGAAGACAGUAUCAGUAACGGUUUCAACACUUCAUCUCACCAUGGUGCCUCGCAUGAUGGGGAGAGCUUACAAAAUUCACGUAGUUCUUUAUCUUUAGAUUCUUCCAGCCCAUCCUUGUUUCAGACAAGAUUCACUCCAGAUCCCCAGACAGGUUCUGCUUUGCAUGAUCAGAUGCCAUUUGCUUUGUUAGCAGCAUUUGCUUUACAAAACCUAAGUAGUAGCAUGAGCAACACAACAGUCUCCCAGUCAGCGAGCUCAGAGGAAGUGAAGAAGCCACAGGCAGAUCAGGAGAAACUUAAACAACUACGGGAAAGUCUCCUGGCAGAAGACUCAGGAGAGGAAGGAGAUCGGUGUCGUAUAUGUCAGAUUGCUGGAGGUUGUCCUACAAAUCCACUGCUAGAGCCAUGUGGCUGUGUGGGAAGCCUGCAGUUUGUUCAUGAGAAAUGUCUCAAAAAAUGGCUCGAAGCCAAAAUAAAGUCAGGUGCUGAUCUAGGGGCAGUAAAGACAUGCGAGCUGUGUAAGCAGAGCCUAACACUUGAUCUGGAUGAUUUUAACGUGAAUGAGUAUUACAGAAAUCACCACUACUCACAAGCACAGAAUGAACUAACAGAUCUCUAUCUUGUGCUGCUUUUUCGUGUUUGGGAGCUCACGAGACAAAGCUACAACCUGACCACCAGAAACAGGAUUCUGACUCAGAGAGAAACAGAUAAAACAUCUCAUGACCUGGAAUUCCACCCAGAAGCCUUUGUCUUGAAUGCCUUUUUCCAUGUCUUUUAUACCUCUUAUGUUUUCUCCUGCUUUACACCAAACUAAAACAAGUGUGUAUGUCACACAGUCCUUUCAGUAGUCCCACCAAUGCCUUUAAAAGUCCAAACACUGGCAGGUUAUUACUUUAAAAAAACAUAGGUCAAAAUAACCAGUAGCAAAAUCAACGUGGUGUUUCUAUUGAUUAUGUCCUAGAAUGGCCUAACCUAAUUGGAAACACUUGGCUAGUAAGUUCUUUUUUUUCUUUAAUCUUUAAAAUCACAAGCUACUGAGAUGCUUGUGGUUCCUUUACUGUGUGUUUUGUGCCACAUAUAAUAUUGACAGUCUGUGGUUUUGAGGUUUCUCUUGAUUAGAGCUUCAGCUUAUGAAAUGACAUGAUCAUAUAUACAGCUUACAACUGAAAGGGCCAAAACACUUUCACAUGUGUUGAUUCCAUACACCCAACAACAAAACAUUGAGUGCAUUGCCUUCACCUUGACUGAGACAAAUUUUGAGUAAAGUUUUUGAAUUUACUUAUUAAUGUUCUCUUUCUUUGACAAUUA